AUGUGGCGGGACGUUCGUAUUACCCGUAUUACCCGCACAAGGGCCACCAUGGACACCGGGGCGGGCGCCACCAUGGACACCGGGGCAGGCACCACCAUGGAUACCCGUACUAUCACAAGAAGCACUACGACUCUUACUGAAAUAGUUUCCUUUCUGGCUGUGAACUUCUACUUAUGCUAUCUGUCCGUCGUCAGCAGCGGUUGAAGCUAAGUUGAGAAGUGUCCCAUUGGAAGUGAGAAUCCCCCCUUUCUGAAGCUCGGACGCUUGGAGAAUAGCUAUGAAGAGUGUCUUCGCUUCUGGUGACUUUGAUCCUUGAGAACUAGUCGCUGCUGUCCGCAAUAAACAAAAAGUUGCUAAAA
Molecule: messenger RNA, 359 nt
Organism: Chondrus crispus (carragheen)
Lineage: Eukaryota; Rhodophyta; Florideophyceae; Gigartinales; Gigartinaceae
Exons: 2
Coding region: 1-204 (67 amino acids)
Source: RefSeq, a predicted model, not a curated record